Molecule: messenger RNA, 1650 nt
Organism: Bombina bombina (fire-bellied toad)
Lineage: Eukaryota; Metazoa; Chordata; Amphibia; Anura; Bombinatoridae
Gene: FGL2
Product: fibrinogen like 2
Exons: 2
Coding region: 1-1293 (430 amino acids)
Source: RefSeq, a predicted model, not a curated record
AUGAAUACAGCCAUUUACUUAGCCUUAUCUGUUGCCUUGUCUAAUGUCCUCGCUGGGACAGAAGAUGGAAAAAAUGUAGAAGAAAAGAUACCAAAUUCAUGUCCUAUAAAGAUGAAAAAUGGGGGAAAGUGUGAUGAGGAUGGUAACUGUCCCUACCAGAUAAGUUUGCCUCCAAUGACCAUCCAGUUACCUAAACAGUUUCAGCUGCUGGAAAAAACCAUGAAGGAAGUACAAAUUCUUAAAGAAAUGGUCAACAGCAUAAAGAAAUCCUGUCAAGACUGCAAGUUGCAGGCAGAUGACCACCUUGAAAAAGACAGCAAGGAGCAGCAGGUGGCAGAAGCUCCAGAGGGGGGGCAGGGGAACCAGAUCCAGGAUCUGCAAUCAAAGGUGAAAAAAAUGUCCAUCAGCUUAAAGAAUGCACGGACGCAGAUUAACACCUUGCAAGGUCAGCUGGAGAAGAUGAACCCACUGAAUAUGAAUAGUGUAGAGGAUUAUGUGGACAGUAAGAUGGCAAACCUCUCCUUUGCGCUGAACAGUUUAGAUAAUAAAUGUUCCAGCAACUGCCCAGUAUUGAAACCUAACCCAAGUAUUCAACUUAUUUACAGAGAUUGCUCAGACUAUUACAAAAUAGGCAAAAGAAUCAAUGGCAUUUACAGACUCAUUCCUGAUCCAAAGAAUAAAACAUUUGAAGCAUAUUGUGACAUGGAGUCUAUGGGCGGCGGUUGGACAGUGGUACAGAUGCGCAAAGAUGGCAGCAUCAAUUUCAACAGAACGUGGGAUGAAUACAAAAAUGGCUUUGGGAAUCUGAGUGGAGAAUUUUGGCUGGGAAAUGAUAAACUUCAUCUUUUGACAAAAAGCAGUGAUAUGAUCUUAAGAAUAGAAAUGGAAGAUUUUAAGGGUAUCAGAGAAUAUGCCAAGUAUGAUCAGUUCUAUGUAGCAAAUGAAUAUCUGAAAUACCGUUUAUCUGUCAGCGGUUACAGUGGUACAGCGGGUGACGCGCUCCAUUUUAGCAAACAGUACAACCAUGACCAAAAGUUCUUCACAACUCCAGAUAAAGACAACGAUAGAUACCCCUCAGGAAAUUGCGGCGCUUACUACAGCUCCGGCUGGUGGUUUGAUGCAUGUAUGUCCGCCAACCUCAAUGGAAAGUAUUAUGAGAAAGACUAUAAGGGGGUUCGGAAUGGAAUCUUUUGGGGUACUUGGAAUGGGGUUGCAGAUGAACAGUUGCAAAGCUACAGACAAGCGUUCAAGAAUGUCAAAAUGAUGAUCAGACCAAAGAAUUUUGCAGCAUAGAUUAAACUAUAUAUUUUCAGAUUAUAAUGAGUUUUUAUGGGUGAACAUAAAAGUAUUUUACAUAUGCUAUUGUGCUUCAUGAAAACAGAAAGGUUUGUGGUUUUGUUUAGCUGUGACUCUCUGCAUUAACUUACACAUCAAUAUAAACCACAAAGAUGACAACCAUGUAUGUUUACCCAACAUUAAAGGAUUGCAAGUUAAAAGCAAACAUAGGUGGGGCAGUAAAAACAUCAUGCAACACUGAAAUGCGUACACUAUACUUGCAUUCCACGUCCUUCCUCCUUACACUGCUCAUAUCAUAUCUGUACAAUAGAAACUACAGGAAAUGUUUAAGAGGCAAUAAACACCUUGUAAUUA